AAAUAAAUUUUUCUCAUCUUUAAUAAAUUAUAAUUGAUUGCAUAUGCACUUUCAAAAUGCAGAAAUUGAAGGAAUAUCCAUUAUAAAUUUAUAACGCUAGGAGAACAUUGUUCAUUCACUCUUGAUAUCGAUAAGUUCAUGUUUUUAUUACUUCAUGAUUGCAUCAGGUGAUGCAAAGCAGUGCAAAGCAUAUAAACAACAACGAUAGAACGACGCUUUUAGCGUUUCUCGAACGCAGAAUUUUUAUCGUCGGAUUGUCAAUAUUCACACUCCUAUUAUUCGCUCCUACCGAUUGACACAGCUUUCCAGCGUUUCCCCGGCAGGAACAAGAAAAGUGUGCACAAUAAUUUGCCAAGGAUAUAGAAGAACGUAUACAAAAAGGCACGCGGUAUAAAAUGAAGACGGACACCAACGAUCCUUGGUGCGGAACAGCUGAGCGAACGGCAAUCGACGACAAUACACCGAACGAUCGUUUCGAGGACUCUUUCCUGGAUAAGGAUCAUCAACGAUUGUCCGAUUCAGAGCAGUAUCUGCAGAAACUAUAUUCUAGAUUAAAAGUCCUUCAAGGAGGUACAACAAAAAAGGAUCUUAUAACAUCGCUGUCGAUAGCAAAGGAGGAUUCCAUUGCACGUUUAAUUACUUCUGGAAAUAAUCCCCAGUCUGAGGAAGAAGCUGAACUGGCAUCAAAUCCUCUGAUACGACAUAUAGCUCCACAUUUACAAGCAUUAACAGCCAGUGAAUUAGUACAUCUGUUGAAGGCAGAUGUACUACAAGCAACCACUGAAAUCGAGCAACAGAAUAUUACGGAAGAAAUACAAACAAAUCAACUGUUGACAGAACAUAUCUACAAAUUGAAAGACUAUAAUUAA
This is a messenger RNA of Cataglyphis hispanica, 869 nucleotides long. RefSeq lists its product as uncharacterized. Gene Ontology annotation, biological process: cilium organization. The coding region runs from base 396 to 869 and encodes 157 amino acids. The transcript is spliced from 4 exons. The record is from RefSeq and is a predicted model, not a curated record. Lineage: Eukaryota; Metazoa; Arthropoda; Insecta; Hymenoptera; Formicidae.